CGCCUCGUGGCUGGUGAGAGUUGACACCUGAGGCCACUAGAGUCGGCAGAAUCGCCGCCGAGUCUCCGAGGUUAUCGCAGCAAUAACAAGCUUCCACUGGUGAAUCUUCCUUCCAACUUGACGACACUAGAUACCUCUUUUCUGCAAGUCACCAUACAAGGAGAUAUUAUUGAUCACCCAUGGACUAUGAUUUGAGACUGAUUUGAAAGAGGCGCCGUUGAUCGCCGUUCCCGUUACAAAUGGCCACAGUGCGGAUUUGUGUUUGUGGUGACGAGGGAACUGGGAAAUCCAGCCUCAUCACUUCCCUGGUAAAGGGUGUCUUUGUGACAAACAAGAUCCAGCCAAUCCUUCCCCAGAUCACCAUCCCUCCUACGAUCGGAACCCCCGAAAAUGUCACAACCACAACGGUGGUCGAUACCUCUGCUCUGCCGCAGGAGCGAAACAAUUUGGCAAGGGAGAUUCGGAAAUCAAAUGUGAUCCUGUUGGUCUACUCUGAUCACUACAGCUAUGAAAGAGUGGCUCUAUUCUGGCUGCCGUAUUUCCGGUCCUUGGGAGUCAACGUCCCCGUGGUGCUGUGCGCCAACAAGUCGGACCUGGCUGCUGGCCACAGUGAGACCCAGGUCAUUGAAGAUGAGAUGCUGCCGUUGAUGGCGGAGUUCAAGGAGAUCGAUUCCUGUAUUCGCACAAGCGCCCGGGAGCAUCGCAAUGUAAACGAAGCCUUCUUCCUCUGCCAGAAAGCGGUCACCCACCCGAUUGCGCCGCUGUUCGACUCCAAGGAGUCCUCUCUGAAACCAGCCGCCAUCGCAGCGCUGCAGCGCAUCUUCUACCUGAGUGACAAGGACCGUGAUGGCUUUCUUUCCGACAAGGAGAUUGGAGAUUUCCAGAUGAGAUGUUUCGAAAAGCCUUUGAGUGAAGAAGACCUGGUGCACAUCAAGGAGACUAUUCAGAAGACAAACCCACACUCGGUGACGCCAUCUGGCAUUGACUGUCGGGGGUUCAUCCACUUGAACAAGAUGUAUGCCGAAAAAGGCCGCCACGAGACGGUCUGGAUCAUUCUACGGGCGUUCCAAUACACCGACAAUCUGUCGCUGCAAGAGAACUUCCUCCACCCGAGAUUUGAGGUCCCUCCGUACGCAUCCGCGGAGUUAUCUCCAGAGGGGUACCGGUUCUUUGUCAACCUGUUCCUUCUCUCGGACAAGGACAACGAUGGAGGGCUGAACAAUGCGGAAUUGGCCUCGCUUUUUGCCCCAACUCCUGGCUUACCGGCUUCCUGGGCCGAUGGCUCAUUCCCCUCCUCGACGGUUCGAAACGAAGCUGGUCAUGUCACGCUCCAAGGGUGGCUUGCCCAGUGGAGUAUGACCACUUUUACGUCACCCAAAACCACACUUGAAUACCUAGCCUACUUAGGGUUUGAAUCAUCCGACCGAAGUAAUCCGUCGACUACGGCGGCAUUGAAAGUGACUCGUCCACGAAAGCGAAGAAAGCGUCCUGGACGAGUGGGCAGAAACGUCGUAUUGGGCCACGUGCUCGGAGCUCCGAGUUCAGGAAAGUCUGCACUUCUUGAUGCCUUCCUCUCGCGCGGAUUCAGCACGACAUAUCACCCCACGAUUCAACCACGGACGGCGGUCAAUACGGUUGAGCUACCCGGGGGGAAGCAAUGCUACAUGAUCUUGGACGAGCUCGGCGAGUUGGAGCCUGCCAUUCUCGAAAACCAAUCCAAGCUGCUCGACCAAUGCGACGUGAUCGUCUACACCUACGAUUCGUCCGACCCCGACUCAUUUGCCUACAUCCCGGCGCUGCGGUCCAAGUACCCUCAUCUGGAGGAGCUGCCUAGUGUUUUCAUCGCUCUCAAGGCGGAUUUGGACCGAACCACACAACGGGCGGAAUACCAGCCGCACGAGUACACUGCCAUGUUGAACAUGACCGGUCCACCGCUCCAUGUCAGCGCCACGUGGAGCUCAAUCCAAGAGGUGUUUGUGCAUAUUGCCGAAGCAGCCAUGGAGCCCAGUUUGGCCUUCCCACGCAGCGAGGAGGAUGUCGAGGGGAAAUGGAUGGCGUGGGGGAUCGCGCUGGGAGCCGUGGUCUGUGCCGGAGCAGCGGCGGUGAUGAUCUGGCGGAGAGUGAGUGGGAGUGGGGACUGAGAAGGGAUGUGAUGGUGGAUCAGUUGCAGACAUCCGCUACCAUUAAUAAUUUAUGAACACAUGAUGAGACCUC
Molecule: messenger RNA, 2214 nt
Organism: Aspergillus steynii IBT 23096
Lineage: Eukaryota; Fungi; Ascomycota; Eurotiomycetes; Eurotiales; Aspergillaceae
Gene: gem1
Product: ERMES complex Ca(2+)-binding regulatory GTPase GEM1
Exons: 2
Coding region: 240-2141 (633 amino acids)
Biological process (GO): mitochondrion organization; signal transduction
Cellular component (GO): mitochondrial outer membrane; plasma membrane
Molecular function (GO): GTP binding; calcium ion binding; GTPase activity
Source: RefSeq, a predicted model, not a curated record